AUGAGUUAUUUGGGAGUCGGAAUCAGUCCCGGGAACGUCGCCGUCUACCACGGAGGCAAGAUGAAGCUGAUUGAUCGGAGAUUGAAGCUAACGGAGCUGAUCUUACGGUGCUCCGUCACUGUCCUCGCUCUCCUCGCGCUCAUUCUAAUUGUUACAAACUCUCAGGUCAAGAUGAUCUUCACAAUCGAGAAAAGGGCCAAGUACACGGACAUGAAGGCCCUUGUGUUCUUGGUGGUGGCGAAUGGGAUAGCUGCGGUUUAUUCUCUGUUGCAAUCGGUUCGUUGCGCUGUGUGUACGAUGAAAGGAAGCGUUUUGCUCAGCAAGCCCCUUGCUUGGACCAUUUUCUCCGGCGAUCAGGCGAUGGCGUACAUGAGUGUGGCGGCGAUAGCAGCAGCAGCAGAGUCAGGAUUGAUUGCAAAAGAAGGAGAGGAAGAGCUGCAGUGGAUGAAGCUGUGCAACAUGUAUGGCAAGUUCUGUAACCGAGCCGGUGAAGGAGUCGCUAGUGCUUUGUUUGCUUCCAUUGCUAUGGUUUUGGUGUCUUGCAUUUCAGCUUUUAGUCUCUUCCGCUUGUACGGUGGUGCCACCAAAAACCGCCAGACCUCGUCGUGGUGA
Molecule: messenger RNA, 612 nt
Organism: Microthlaspi erraticum
Lineage: Eukaryota; Viridiplantae; Streptophyta; Magnoliopsida; Brassicales; Brassicaceae
Source: the annotation of a GenBank genome assembly